GUUGACGUGCGGCGCGCCGGGCCGCUCGGAGGUGCUGUCAUGGCGCUCGCUUCGCUGCAGCCUCUGGAAGCGCUGAAAUACGCCGAGCUCCAGCGCAUCGCCAAAGCCGCCGGGCUGAGGGCCAACCUUCGGGCAGACAAAUUGUUGGAAUCAUUGAAGAAACAUUUUGAGGGGACAAAAGAAGAAAAUGAAAAUAUGGGUCCUGUAAAGAGUGCAUCUGCUUCCAUUAAAUUGGAUGAUCUGAGCAAUCAGGAGGAAAUUAUGUCUGAUUCACUGUGUUUUAUUACAAAAAGACGUGGUAAAGAUAAUCAGAAAAUAAUCAGAAAAAAGAGAAACUCCCAUGAAGAAACUAAUACCAGUGAAGAAACCCCAGUGCUUUCUGAUGAGAAACAGGUGCAUUCUGAAAUGAAAGAAAAUGAAGUGCCUCAGGGUGAGCAGAAAAAGGGACAGAAGGUAUUACAAAACAGCAACCAAAUAACUGAAGAGAGAGCUGUUGAGAAUCCAGGGAUGGGUACUGGACAGAAGAAACAAGCAGAGAAGACUUCUACUAAAGGCAGGGGAGAACAACGUAAUGCUCAUCCUGCAGGAGGGAAGAUCCCUGUACGUGCAGGCUGUGCCUCUAGGUCUGCAAGAAUGGGAAUGACAACUACUACACCAAACUUUAAAAAGUUGCACCAGGCUCAGUUCGAGAAAAUGGAAUCUAUUGCUGACUACAUUGAGAGGAAAAAAAAACUGAAUGAACAUUGCAGCGCAGUCAAGGUGUUGGCCAGAAAAUCAAAUCCCUUAAGAGCAUCAGAAAAAGACACUCCACAUUCUAAGAAACAAGCCAGUGGCAAAAGAUUUUUAUUCAGCCCAAAUCCAGAAAGAGGCAGAUUCUGCAGCAUUGGCACUCCUAGCAACCUCCGGCGCUCACCACGCAAUUCUCUGAAUGCUGCAACUCGGAGUAUUUUACCCCAGAAAUCUUCAUUUCUUCCUUCUGUUCUUUCAACAUCCAAAAUGAAUGUCAGGUUCUCGGAAGCCACAAAAGAUAACGAGCACAAACGCUCCCUUACCAAGACUCCAUCUAGAAUGUCUCCGUACAUGGAGAUCUGCACACCUGACACUCAAAAGAGCUGCAAACUAAGAAGUCAGAAGAACAGUAAGGGAAAUGCAAGAAAUAAUGAUCUGACUGCAUCAAAGGUUCUUACCCCGUUCAAGUUUGGAGCCCAAUCUGCAGAACCCACGAGUGGAAAGAAGACAUUUGAUCUCAAAGCAAGUCUCUCUCGGCCCCUUCGGUAUCAGCCACACAAAGGACGACUAAAACCAUGGGGAGAAUUUAAAGAAAAUGCUGUUCUCGGUAGGUCUGGUGGCAGCAAUAUCUGUUCACAUAAGAAAGAUUACAAACAGCCACGUCUCCAGACAAGGGAAGAAAGGCGUGAGUCACUGGAGCAGGACAGAAAGAAGAAAAGGUCUCGUGCUCUUGGAAAACGUAGAGGCCUAUCUGCGUGCUAGGAUGAAUAAAAAGUAUCCAAGACAUCACUGUAAAUACUAUUCCUGUUGUGUAAAGGCUUGUGCUGUCUCUGUAUGGUUCACGUUGCUUUUAGCUAGUGGAAUCCAGAAAGCAAUUAAUGAGACCUUGCAAUGUGCUCUGAGCAUAAUGUUUCUGUGAUUAGCUUCUCCACUCAGAUGAGAGUUCUAAACUUUCAGGGGCUUAGAACUCUCUUGUUGCUUCAUAAUGUUUUCAUUUAACUAAUUCACUUGAUUAAAAGAUGUUAAAGAAGAAAAUGUAAAUGGAAAAAAGAUGCUCAAGAAGCCUUCUUGCAACUUAGGAUAGACUUGUGCAUCAGAAUGCACUUGUUGUGUGCUAGAGUGCAGGCAUUAGAUAGCAAGCUUCAAAAUGUUCUAGUGUUCAAAGUGACAGGAGUUGGAAGUACCUGCUUGCCCUGUUCUCCAGAUCAAUCCUUAUAUUGUCUAUUACAGCAAUUAUUCAGCAUUUCUAACUGCAUGCUUAUGAAAAAGAAAAUUUCAAAGAGAAGAAAAAAUAUGCAAGCUCUCUGGCAAACUAAUGCAUAACGUAAUUGUAAACUACCUUUUUGAAAAAAGUCACAACUGAAUUUACAAAUUACCAACUGAAUGCUCUGAGUUAAGGUUUUGUACCUUUCUAUAGUAAAUAGAUGUUAAAAUUCUCUUGCUUUUCAUCUCUAAGAUGCUUAAAAGAGGUUAUAAUUGUGUUGAGGUACAUUCAAUACCUUGGUUUUAAAAGCAGUUGUUAUUUUACAUUUAAAAAACCCACAGGAAAGUUGUCUGGAUUUGUUAGGGACAGAAGUAGAGAGGUAAUAUAGCAGUUGUAAUCUCAGUUGUAGAGCAAGUAAGUGUUUCACUGAAU
Messenger RNA from Sturnus vulgaris (Common starling), 2365 nucleotides. It is a transcript of the gene NUSAP1, whose product is annotated as nucleolar and spindle associated protein 1. Gene Ontology annotation, biological process: mitotic cytokinesis; mitotic chromosome condensation; establishment of mitotic spindle localization. Gene Ontology annotation, molecular function: microtubule binding. Gene Ontology annotation, cellular component: nucleolus; mitotic spindle; microtubule. The record is from RefSeq and is a predicted model, not a curated record. NCBI's taxonomy places the organism in Eukaryota, Metazoa, Chordata, Aves, Passeriformes, Sturnidae.